This is a messenger RNA of Pyricularia oryzae 70-15, 3581 nucleotides long. RefSeq lists its product as uncharacterized. The record is from RefSeq and is a predicted model, not a curated record. NCBI's taxonomy places the organism in Eukaryota, Fungi, Ascomycota, Sordariomycetes, Magnaporthales, Pyriculariaceae. The transcript is spliced from 2 exons. The coding region runs from base 1246 to 3372 and encodes 708 amino acids.
CGACUCGGGGUACCGGGAGUAUUGUUUCGUCCAAGAACACCUUUUUGGACUCUUGGAAGGCACUAACAAAUCCCUGUGAUAAUAUAGGACCCUUACAGAUCGAUUUUGCAUUCACAUCCGAAUUGAUCAAAUACGAGUCUUUACGUUUGCCAACUUUUGGCUGUGAAAUGCCACAAUGACUGACAGCUUUGGACGCCUUUGUUGGCAGUGUCAAUAUCGCACCUCCAAACUAACUGGCGAGCAGUAGAGCCUUGCAGAGGGUUGAUUUUUGUUCUGUCCCUCGUCCUGAUGUUGCCUUUUCUACAUCAGUCUGACAUCGAGCUUGAUGUGCCAGCGUGUCAUGCUUUUAUCGGGUACAAGAGACACUCGGUCCCUGUCUCGUCCCCAAACAUCUCGAGGUCGUGCGGUUUACAUGCCUAACUGAUGCCACUAUAUACAGGCCCAACUCGGGUCAAGGGUCCACCGGGAGACUACAGCAUCUACAACUUGAAAACAAACGCCAAUGUAACCAUGACCAAGCCAACAACAGUAUCGUACAUACGCCUUUGCUCACAGAUGUUCAAGGGCUCUCCUCAAAAGGGCAUGUACAUUUCUUAUCUACGGAGUAAAGCAUCCAGGGCGCAUUGCCAAGGCUAGAUGACUGGCGCUGUGUGUGCUGCUUCCCUGCAGAAGAAAGGUUGAAGGCCAAUACCACGAGCUACAUGGAAUGCACCACUUGGAGAGGUGGCAGCAGCCCUGCAUCUGUGUAUAAUUUAUAUGGGGGCUAGAUCGGAAUGCUUAUCUUGAUGUCCCACAUUCCUGGGGUAACAUGGACAGGUAUGUAAGUGAGCCCUUGGACACCUCUCCGCCUUGAAGACCCCGACAUGAAAGGACUUUGGCAGGGUGUGUGAAAUCCUGUGAUCUCUGUUAAUGAACACACCAGACGAACGAACAAACACCUGAAUGACUAAAAAGUUCAUUGUCAUAUCCGUCACUCCUCGCCAGCCAAGGAACAAUAUGUUGAAAAAAAAGGCCCCCGAAUCCGGCUCCCAGACCGGAUCCGAUUGCUGUUCUUUGUUCGCGGUGACAUGCUCAUCAUAUCUUUGUCUUCACCACACCCUCAUGGAACCAGCAAUAUCACGCACGCAAAGAUACUUGACCCCUGGGAUAGGCCCGUCGAGGUUAACCUUGACGACGUCCAAAACCACCAUGACCAACAUCAAGCUCCCGGCAUGCUCGUGACUUGAGUACCUGUUGAGCAGAAAAAUGCAUGCACUCGCCAGCGUGCGGAAACGAAAAGGCCUAGGGCCUAUCGAUCUUGGGUUCAUCCUCCUUCUCCUUGCCUCACCGGCUCGGGGCGACGAAGCCCAUUCGGACGUGACGGUCACUACCAGCAUGAUUCUGACCCAGACCAUCACCACGCACCUCGGAGCGAGGCCUACCCAGCCGGCAAACCAUGCCGGGUAUGGCCUUCAGGGCUGUUACAGGAGACCAGACAACGACGGAGAUGUAGGGCUCGAAGUCAAGAUGCCGCUGAGCAACGCCGAAGCCAAUGGGUUGACUACGAGUAAAUGCCUGGAGGCGUGUGUCAGGGCCAGCUUGGGCAAAGGAGUAGAAUCUUACAGCUUUGUAGCCGUCGGCGAGGGACGGGAAUGUUACUGUGCAACGAAGCUAUCCCCCGAAGCCAGAUCGGUCGGAUCCAGCAACUGCUCAACCCCCUGCGCUGGGGACAAGAACCUUGCAUGCGGCGGCCUGGACCACAUCUCGGUGUAUUCCCUCGUGGACGCUGCUGCGGCAGAGCGCUAUGCAAUCCAGGGUAUGGGAACCGGCGACCCCGGAAGCCCUGCGUUUCUUGAUAGCGGCAAGAACCGAGGCAAGACUGCAGCCGUCGCGAUGGGCUCUCUCGCUGGCUGUGCCACCUUUGGGCUGCUGGUAUUUCUCGGCUGCAAGCUCUACAGACGUCGCAGCGACCUCACAUCUGGUUGGAGCCGCUCACGGAUGGCCAAGGAGACGGCAGAGAAAGACAAGCACAAGAAGGACGACGGCGUCCUGGUCAUCAAGGCCCCUGAGUCCGAUGAGACAUGGCCCGGACCGCAGAGGCCAAGACCUCCACCUCCCCCUCCUCUUUCGCCCUUGGCUGGGCUCGGCAACCAUGUUGAGAGACGGGAGGAGAUCAUGCGCGUGCAGUUCGUCCACAGCCCACACCCGAGGAGCGAGCAGGGUGCGACGGGAGGGAGCACCGCCUACCAGCAGCCUUCCGCAAUGGUGCCGGCCUCUCCGCUCUCGCCUGCCGACGAUGGGCUGCGCCAGAGACGGCGGUCGAGCAGCAAGCCCGUCGACUGGGCUCGAUUCGACGCCGUCAUCCCCAACGGUCAGUUCUCGCCCACCACGUCGCCGACCAAGGACCGCUUCUUCCACGAAAGGCCGCGCCGUGCAUCGAUGACGGUCUACUGCAACAAUCACGGUGCCGGUUCUGCGGCGUACCCGUGCUCUUCUUCCGACUCUGUCGCCGCAACCCCAGUCAUGCACCCAUCGAGCAGCCGGAGCAACGUGCGUGGCAAUGGCGACUAUUCUACAGACAACGCCCCUGUCCAGGCCUACCGUCCAGACAACAUCCGCGUGAGUGCUUGGUCGGCAUCGACGGCAGAGCCGAGCCCCCAAUCCACAACGACCGUCGGCAGCAGCAUCCUCGACGUAUCGCCCUCGUCACCAUCGACAUGCAGGUUGAACCCGAGCCAGAUGGCCGCGCCCGCACCCGCCGCGACGGGCGGGUUGGGCGACCGGGCCUGGAGCCGACGACGCCUGAGCACGCCGUUCCCGCCCCCGGGCGGCGGCAGUCCCGCGUCGAGCCACAGCAGCGGCUCGCGGAGGUCCAGCCUCGCCGACAUUGUGGGGGACUACCACGGCGUCCGGGUUGGGCGUGUCGAGCAGCUACGGGAGAAGGAGGAGGAGAAGGAGGAGGAGCAGCAGCAGCAACAGCAGAGGGAUGACCUGAUGCCAUCGCCGUUGCACGUCGUCAAGUGGAAGCAGAGCUUUGCCGACAUGCGGCGGGCUGGGAGCGGUGCUCGCAGGGGCGACGACGGUGUGGACGACUCGCCCGUCCUGUCCGUCUGGGACAUUGCGCGCACGACGCCCAAGGUAGAGGAGCUCUCGCCGAGGGAGUCGUCCAAGGGCAAGUUUGAGGACGAGAUGCCGGCGUCGCCGAUGUCGGCCAAGGGAACCAAGGGGCUCGAUAAGGGAAGGGAUGGGCAAUACAAGUCUCAGGGGUCUGCGGAAAAUGGGCAGGAUGGAGGCAAGGCGGCGCCGGUGGCUGAUGAGCUGCUCAUUUUGCCAGCGACCACAUUUGACGGCGGGAGGGCUUUGGCUGCUGCUAGGAACAAGAAGAUGAUUUAGGUUUUCAUGUUUUUCUUUUCUUCUUUUUACUUGCCUUUUCCUCCUUAUCUAGGUAGGUUUGUGAGGCAGUGGCUGCUCACGCAGGAGUUGCAAGGCUUAACAAACGCGUUAUGGGGUUUGUUUUCUCGUAUUUUUCUUGACUUUCAUGGACUAGGCAGCCAUAGCCAAAGCCCACACUCUAAUUUCAAUUGUUCUUUUUUCGUCUCAUA